Molecule: messenger RNA, 1326 nt
Organism: Otolemur garnettii (small-eared galago)
Lineage: Eukaryota; Metazoa; Chordata; Mammalia; Primates; Galagidae
Gene: SIRPB2
Product: signal regulatory protein beta 2
Biological process (GO): RNA processing
Cellular component (GO): plasma membrane
Molecular function (GO): RNA binding; adenosine deaminase activity
Source: RefSeq, a predicted model, not a curated record
CUGCAGAAGGUGCCGUGUGCUCCUGUAAUGCCUACCUCUACCCACCUGGCCCGCUCACCUACCUGCUUCCUGCUGCUGGUGCUGUUCCUUAUCUUCUCAGGAGCUUCUGAGCAAAGCAAUGGGAAGUGGCAAGUGCUACAGGCUGAGGGCCCCAUGCUGGUGGCAGAAGGUGAGACCCUCUUAUUGAGGUGUGUGGUGGUUGGCUCCUGCGUUGACAACAUGAUAAAGUGGGUCAAAGUGAGCUCUCAGGGCCAGAAAGAAAUUUAUAACUUCAAACGUGGCUUCUUCCCUGGAGUGGUGCCCAUGACCCAACAGACAUCAGAGCCACUGAACUGUGAUUAUUCCGUCUAUAUCCACAAUGUGACCAAGGAGCAUGCUGGAACCUACCACUGUGUGAAGUUUGAUGGUUUGAGUGAACAUUCAGAAAAUAAGAUAGAUGAGGGCACCUCGGUGCUUGUGAAGGGAGCCGAGGACCCUGAGCCUGACCUCUGGAUCAUCCAGCCCCAGGAGAUGGUGUUGGUGACCACUGGAGACACUGUCAUCCUGAACUGCACAGUGUUUGGAAAUGGUCCCCCUGGAUCCAUUAGAUGGUUUCUGGGGACUGGACUAAGCCGGGAGGCCAUUUACAACUUUGGAGGCAUCUCCUACUCCAACGUGACAGCGGUGCAGGCCUCCAACAAUGACUUCAGCAUCAUUCUGCCAAACGUCUCUACUGAGGAUGCUGGCACCUAUUACUGUGUAAAGUUUCAGAGGAAACUCAACAGGCAAUACCUUUCUGGACAGGGCACCAUGCUGAGAGUGAAAGCAAAACCCACCUCUUCCCAAGAGGCAGAGUUCUCUGAUGAACAUGUGGCCAGGAUAUUUCCAAUAGGCCUCCUGUCUGUGCUGGCACCUGUGGUUCUAGGGCUGAAGAUGGUGACCUUAGCUGCACUCCUACUGGCUGUGGCUGUCUGCUGGAGGAACCCUGGGCAGGAAGACUUGAAGACCCGAGGCCCAGCAGAAGUGCACAUCUUAGCACAGGGCAAAGGACAAGGAUGGGCCCUAAAAGAGAUCACAAGCGUCCUUAUAAAAGAGAAACAGGCAGGUGUAAGACUCACCACGCCUCUCAUCUUCCGCUCGGGAGCCGCCCCCGCUGUUAGGCUGCGGUCUGCGCUGCGGCCUCCAGAGGGCGCGGAGCGGCGGGGUUUCCCGCACGGAGGGCUUUGCGUAAGGCACCGCGCGGGGCGGGGCCUGCGGUCGGGCUUCCUGCGGCUGGACCCGACUGACAGGCAAGCGGAACGCCAGAGCGGGGCUGGGGCUGUGCGGAGGCGGCCGGCGUGGUUUUGA